Tarenaya hassleriana is the source of this 2941-nucleotide messenger RNA. Its product is annotated as E3 ubiquitin-protein ligase RBBP6. Lineage: Eukaryota; Viridiplantae; Streptophyta; Magnoliopsida; Brassicales; Cleomaceae. Gene Ontology annotation, biological process: protein ubiquitination; mRNA processing; ubiquitin-dependent protein catabolic process. Bases 432 to 2798 code for a protein of 788 amino acids. Gene Ontology annotation, molecular function: zinc ion binding; ubiquitin protein ligase activity; nucleic acid binding. The transcript is spliced from 17 exons. The record is from RefSeq and is a predicted model, not a curated record. Gene Ontology annotation, cellular component: nucleus.
UAUAAAAAAGAAAAAAAAGGAGAAUAAAACCGAAAGCCGUGUGUUCCAAAGCGGAGAAAAGGAAAGUCUUCAGAUUCAACUACAAGAGUGCCUCUGCCCAUCUCAAACCCUAGACUCCGCACGGAGAUUCUUCGAGGUUUCUUUUGCGAUCCGAUUUCCCCGAAUCGCUGUUUGGAGCUUUUGGAUCUUCUAGAUUCAACCCGAUCGAUCGGUUGUUUGUUGCCUUUCUCGUCUCCUCUUGUGAAGAUUUCCGUGGCGAUUCCAAGAUUUUGGGGGCCAUCUGCGAUCUGCUUACCUCGUUUCGACGCUCACUUUCUCCUGCCGGAAUCUGUCAGAAAUCUGCUGGCUCUUUUCGUCUUCAUGCGUUCCUGAAGCUCGUGGAAGGUUUCAUCUGUUGAAUUCCGUGGACCCGAAUCAAAGCAAGAAAUCCAAUGGCUAUUUAUUACAAGUUUAAGAGUGCGAGGGAUUAUGAUUCCAUCGCCAUGGAUGGUCCUUUUAUAUCAGUUGGUAUUCUCAAAGACAAAAUUUUCGAAACAAAGCAUUUGGGCAGUGGUAAAGACUUUGACAUCGUGGUCUCAAAUGCCCAAACUAAUGAAGAGUAUCUGGAUGAAGCAAUGUUAAUCCCAAAGAAUACUUCUGUCUUGAUUCGCCGGGUUCCAGGACGCCCCCGCAUAACAAUUGUCACUGGACACGAGCCAAAAAUUGAAAACAAAGUGGAAGACGUUCAGGCUGAUGUGAGCAUUUAUUCUGCUGCUGAUUCAUCUGCAAUGAAAAAUGCUGAGGAUGAGUGGGACGAGUUUGGGAAUGAUUUAUAUUCCAUUCCUGAUGCCCCAGUUGCUCAAAUGAAUAACCCAGUUCCUGAUCUUGUACCAGCAGAUGAGAAAGUAGAUGAAGAAAGCAAAAUUAAGGCCUUAAUUGAUACUCCAGCAUUGGACUGGCAACGACAAGGUCUGGAUAACUUCGGUCCUGGAAGAGGUUAUGGGAGGGGUACAACUGGGAGGAUGGGUGGACGUGGUUUUGGAAUGGAACGGAAAACACCUCCCCCAGGUUAUGUUUGUCACCGUUGCAAUGUACCUGGGCAUUUUAUUCAACACUGCCCCACAAAUGGUGAUCCCAACUAUGAUAUCAAAAGAGUUAAACCACCUACUGGUAUACCCAAGUCCAUGCUGAUGGCGAACCCAGACGGUUCUUAUGCGUUGCCAAGUGGUGCAAUUGCGGUUUUGAAGCCAAACGAGGAUGCUUUUGAGAAGGAGAUGGAGGGCUUGCCUUCAACAACACGCUCUGUUGGGGAACUUCCUCCUGAACUAAAAUGUCCACUGUGCAAAGAAGUAAUGAAAGAUGCUGCACUGACAAGCAAAUGCUGUUUCCAGAGCUUCUGUGACAAGUGUAUUAGAGAUCACAUUAUUGCAAAAUCAAUGUGCGUGUGUGGAUCAACCGAUGUUCUUGCUGAUGACCUUCUGCCAAACAAGACCCUUCGGGAUACAAUAAAUCGAAUUCUGGAAUCUGGCAACAGUAGUACAGAUAACGCUGGGAGCACAGGCCAAGUUCAAGAUAUGGAGUCUGCUCGCUGCCCACCUCCCAAGGUUCUAUCUCUUAAUACAUCUGCUGCGUCUAAAGGUGAACUGAAUCCAGCUCCUAGUAAUAUUAACGAAGCUUCAACCAUGAAGCCAGCAACUGAAACAACAGAGAUUACAAGUGCCCCUCAGCCCCCUGUGGAAAGAGUUAAAUCUGAAAAGCUUACUGAUGCAUGUGAAACCACUCAAGGAUCGAUAACAGUGAAGGAGGCAGUUGCUUCACAGGCGAAUACACAAGCACCCAAGGAAGAAGUACAGCAGCAAGUAGCUUCUGGAGAGCAAGGAAGAAAGAAGAAAAAGAAGACACGACCGCCUGGUCUGCCUGGAGCUGAUAUGUCGUGGAAUGUUGUCCCAGAUCUAGCAAUCCCCGACUAUAUGAUGCCCAUGGGUCCAAAUCCCUGCAACCAGUAUUUUAAUGGUGCUCAACCCGGCUUCAACGGCUUUCAUCCAGGCUUCAAUGGGUUCACAGGCCCUUUUCCAGGCGCUAUGCCACCUUUUAUUGGCUAUGGAUUAGGCCCCUCGGACAUGGCAUUUGGUGGUGUCAUGCAUCCAGAUCCGUUCAUGGCCCAAGGGUUUGGUUUCCCUAAUAUACCACCACCUCACAGGGACCUUUCAGAGUUAGGAAGCCGAAUGAGUCUUCAACGUCCUGUUAUGAGCAGAGAAGAAUUUGAGGCUCGGAAAGCUGAAAUGAAGAGGAAACGUGAAAACGAGAAAUGGCCUGAAGGAGGGAACGUUUCCAGGGAGAGUGAACACAGAAGAAUGAUGAAUGGAGCCACCUCGUCAUCGCCCAUGAAGCCGAAAUCUAGGCAAGCACCGCCGCAACUGAUGGAGGGCUACGACCGCCGCCGAAGACCGGAGAGAUUGUCGUCGGAGCGUCCUUCACCGCCAAGAGAGUCGAAGAGAAGUCAACACGACCGUCGUCUGGACGAGCGUGAUCGUGAAAGGCCUCGUCACCACGAGCGACGGGAUGACGACAGGAAUCGGAGAGAGGGAGAGCAGAGGCGGUCGAAGGCGAGUAGAUCAGAGGCGGAGAUGAAUCAUAAGUCUAGCGUAUUCGCUCGUAUAAGCUACCCGGAGGAAGAGGCGUCUAGCAAACGGCGGAAGCAAUCUUCGUCGGCAGCGGCAGUGGGUCACAGUAGGAAGGAGACGGAGUCUGGGGAAUCGAGCGAUGAGGAUAGGCAUUUCAAGAGGAGAUCAUCCAAGGGAGAUAGAUCGCGCGCUUGAUCUUUGAUGUUUGAUUAUAUAUAUGGAUGGGUUUUUUUUACUAAGAACGGAAUGAUAAUGUAUGCCUGGAAUUAUCUCUCUCUCUCUUUUUUUUUCUUCUUCUUUUGAGUACUUCAAAAAAUAAAAGAAACCUUAUUACGAGA